CACACACACACACCAGAAUAAUACUGAUAAACUUUUUAAAUGUUUUCAGGUAAAUGUACUAUACUCAUACUAUGAAGAACUUAAGGAUGUCGCUAACAAUAGGCUUAAAAAGACAUCCAUAACCCUCAAAACAAAUAAAGAUUGAUGGAAUAUAUUUAUAUGGGUACGAACUGUGGGAUGCUCAUUGGGCAUACUCUCCUGUUUGUUAAAUAUUGCAUCGUUUAGUCCCCCCUUCCGUAGGCCUACUUUAUCAUGGAAAUCGCUUGUGGACGUUUUUCUUUAUGCUUUGACCUUAAUCUUGACAUUUUUCCUUUUCGGUGCCCCUAAUAUUUUAUGCUGUUACCAAAGUUUGCCAUUCUGUUUGUUUUGUUUUUUUCAAACUGAUGAACUAUAUGUCAUAAUUGGACAAUCUUAAGGUUGCAUUCUCAACAAACAUGGUGCUGGACUAAAAUGGAUUUACUAAUAUAUCGCCUCCACUUUAGCUGCUCAUACGUUUAGGAGCUGUCAUUUGUUAUUUAGUAUCUGAAGUCAUACAAAUCAGAGCUUGAGGUGUGUUGAUGUCAAACAAACAAAAAAAUAACCUCACGCGCCGAGUUUGCACACGUGCACAGCUAGAGUAUAGAGCUAGGAGUUGUGCGCGCGCGCGAGAGGGACGCUACGAGUCUGUAAACAGAGGUAGUCCACAGUUAGGAAAACUGCUGCAAAACAGGAGAACACGCUGCGGAAAAACGAGGAGUUGUAAAGAAACCGGGAGCAGUUUGUGAAGCGGAAGUGUGCCCAGCCAAUCCAGGAGGACUCUAUUUGCUGCAUAUUAACAAACUGAAAAGGAGCAGUGUGUGAGGACUUCUGAAAGGUCGAGUACCGGAAGGAGGGCAUGAACUUUUGACUUGCUCCCAUAUGGAGCUGCUUCCCAGUUGGCCAGUCUUCCCUCGAAGUUCUUAGUGUCUGACUGAAUGAGUUCAGUUGGAAUGUGUGAAAGGCUUGAUCGAGUGAUAUUACUCAAUCGGAGAACAAGAGCCGAUAACAGCUGUCAGUGUGGAGUUCUGCCUCAAGGCGACUGUGGGAAGUUUGUGGGAGUGCUGAGAGGCAGAGUGGGAGUCGCUCACAGAGAAACACUUGUACAGAAGGAGGGAGGAUACGGAACGCGCUAAAACAUCUGCAUCUUUUUGCACGGGGAUUGCUGUGGCAGCAGCUCUGGGAAUGUGGAGAAGCUGGUGCAUGAUGGUGGGGCGGCCUCAGGACCUGACCUGGCAGGCUGUUCUCUUGGUGACUGGACUGGCGUCUCUGAGCUAUGGUUCUGAUGCCAACCUGUUGGACAGCAUGUUGCUGAGAAGCAGCUGGAAGGAGACAUCGGAGCAACAAAUGGAGGAGAGCAGCAGCACAGCCAUGGUUUCAGUUCCGGACUUGCUACGGUGUGACUGCUACCCCCAGUGCCCCGACGGCUCCGUCAACGACACAUGCCUGACCCGGGGUUUCUGCUUCACCAUGGUUACGGAGAAGGAGGGAGGUCACGCUGUUUUUUCUGCAGGAUGUUUACCUCUGGUCGGCUCAGAGUUCCAGUGCAGAGACAUGCUGAACGCACGCUUGCGGAUCGUUAUGGAGUGUUGCACGGAUCGGGACUACUGCAACAGAAGCCUGCAUCCCACGCUUCCUCCACUCGUGACUUCAGAAUAUGUGGACAGCAACAUCCAGUACAUAGCUCUCUUUAUCUCACUCACAGCUUGCAGCGUCCUUGCUGUCAUUCUUGUCUUCUGCUACUUCAGAUAUAAACGUCAGACGUCACAACCCCCCUACAGCAUUGAUCUUGAGCAGGAUGAGACCUUCAUUCCUCCAGGGGACUCACUAAAGGACCUGAUUGAGCAUUCCCGCAGCAUUGGAUCUGGGUCUGGGUCAGGACUCCCUCUGCUGGUUCAGCGCACCAUUGCCAAGCAGAUUCAGAUGGUUAAGCAGAUCGGGAAAGGGCGAUACGGAGAAGUCUGGAUGGGCAAAUGGAGAGAAGAGAGAGUGGCCGUCAAAGUCUUCUUCACUACCGAGGAGGAGAGCUGGUUCAGAGAGACAGAAAUUUAUCAGACGUUUCUGAUGAGGCACGACAACAUCCUGGGCUUCAUAGCAGCUGAUAUUAAAGGAACUGGCUCGUGGACUCAGCUCUACCUGAUCACAGACUAUCAUGAGAACGGAUCCUUAUAUGACCACCUCAAGUCCAACACCUUAGACAUAAAAGCUCUGCUGAAACUAGCGUACUCGUCCAUUUCUGGGCUCUGUCACCUGCACACGGAGAUCUACGGCACACAGGGUAAACCCGCCAUCGCCCACCGAGACCUGAAGAGCAAAAACAUCCUGGUUAAAAAGAAUGGAUUCUGUUGUAUUGCAGAUAUGGGACUCGCCGUCAAGUUUAACAGUGACACCAACAAAGUGGAUAUCCCUCCUAAUCUACGAGUUGGUACUAAACGCUACAUGCCACCUGAAGUGUUGGAUGAGACACUGAACAGAAGCACCUUCCAGUCCUUCAUAAUGGCCGACAUGUACAGCUUUGGUUUAAUUCUUUGGGAAAUGACCCGACGGUGCAUCUCCGGAGGAAUUGUGGAGGAGUACCAGCUGCCCUAUCAUGACCUGGUACCCACCGACCCCUCAUAUGACGAUAUGAGAGAGGUUGUUUGCGUCAAGAAACUAAGACCUUUGACUGCUCAUCACUGGAGUAGUGAUGAGUGUCUACGGCAGAUGGGAAAGCUGAUGUCAGAGUGUUGGGCUCACAACCCGGCCUGUCGCCUCACAGCCCUGCGGGUAAAGAAGACUCUGGCAAAGAUGUUGCAGUCCCAGGACAUCAAACUGUGACGAAGAGUCUAGAAGGAUGUCCUCGUCACCCAGAGACAUGCCACAGCCACUGGCACGGGCCUCUGACAGUGGCCAGCAGAAGAAAGGGAACAAAAGGAUGAAGAAGUGUGAUGUAAUGCUCAUGAUGGAUUACAUCCACCCAGUUACUGAGUCUGAAGCAGCUUUGCAUCAGUCAGUGUUCAUGUGCUUUCUGGGAAAGCUGAAAGUCCAGGUCCUUCUAGUGGUGAGGGACUCCUCGCUGUGCUCGGGUCCUACUCCUCUUCUCUAAAGCCAUGCAGCAUUUCAUGUGUGACCGUCUUUUGUCCUGUCACAGCUGCUCUGUGUAAGUGUGAUUAUUUUUGUUUCUGUGAGACUCGCUGCAUGAAGAGUUCACAUUCAACUCCAUGACAAUCUCAUCUGAAGACAGUCUGAGUUAAGCCUAUUGACCUCAGAGUCAGAUAUUUAUAAUUAUUACUAUAGUGUUUCCUCAGAAACAGGAUAUAUUGAUAUUCUUUAGCUAAAGUUAUUAAUGCGAGUCUAUUUUUUGUUGCUACUUUAAACUCAUGUUGAAACUGUCUCAACCUAAUUCAGAACAAACCCACCACCUUACCUAAGACUGAUGCUGGGUAACACCCCCCCAAUAAAAGUGUCACAAUUCAAA
Nothobranchius furzeri (turquoise killifish) is the source of this 3472-nucleotide messenger RNA. RefSeq names its product bone morphogenetic protein receptor, type IBb (gene bmpr1bb). Gene Ontology annotation, cellular component: signaling receptor complex; plasma membrane. Gene Ontology annotation, molecular function: ATP binding; SMAD binding; transforming growth factor beta receptor activity, type I. Gene Ontology annotation, biological process: BMP signaling pathway; protein phosphorylation; cellular response to growth factor stimulus. The record is from RefSeq and is a predicted model, not a curated record. Lineage: Eukaryota; Metazoa; Chordata; Actinopteri; Cyprinodontiformes; Nothobranchiidae.